AUGGAGCAAUUGGUAGAGGAAAAGCACCAAAACCACCCAAUGAUGGUUCUCGAGACUCUGGUGAUUUUUGAUAUUUGGCUGAUGAUCAAGACACGAUGGUUCAUUAUCAAGUUCAUCGAAUUUAUAACUCCCAUAGUGAAAGUUAUGUUUUUCAUGACUCUCGGCGCUAUUUUGCUGUUAACCUACGUGUUUGCUUACGGCAAAUUCGACAUCGAUCAGAAAGUCGGUUUCCACCCGGCUUGCAAAAAAUACCAACCUGCGGUUGGCAAGUACCUUGAAAUCGGCGAUGACUCGCGAUCAGAGGCCAUUACACCGCUGAGAAAGGAGCUGAUUAGAAUCAAAAGCGAGUCCAGGAAUCUUAAAAAGACACUGUAUCAAAUGAAUAAUCAAUUGACAAAUUUGUACAAUCGUCGGAGCAAUCUAGCAGAUUUCGCGUCGGAGGCUGUGGGCGGGCUCGUAGUAGAUACUCCAGAUACUCAUUCUUAUACCAAGCCAGAGUCAAAUCAAGUGACAAUUUUUGGAAUACCCCUUUGGAAAGUUAAUCAUUACACACCUCGCAAAGUUAUCCAGCCUUGGGUCGAACCCGGACAAUGCUGGUCGUUCCGCGGAUCACAUGGAAAAAUUGAGAUAGAAUUAGCCCACCCAGCAAUCAUAGAACGCGUCACUUUGGAGCAUAUACCGGCAAGUGCAUCUUUGACCGGAAGUAUUGAUGAGGCUCCUAAGGCUUUUAACGUGCUGGGUAAACUUGAAGACGAGUACAUCACCAUUGGCUCAUUCACGUAUAGUAACACAGGACUCCCUUCUCAGAUUUUUGAAAUUAAGAAGCCAAAUAUAAAAACAGCUUUCAAAAGAGUUAUACUUGAGAUUUUAUCAAACUGGGGCAAUCUGGAAUACACCUGUGUCUACAGAUUUAAAGUUCAUGGGAAGAUGUACAUUAACAAUUUAGAUAAAGUGUGAAG
Molecule: messenger RNA, 959 nt
Organism: Copidosoma floridanum
Lineage: Eukaryota; Metazoa; Arthropoda; Insecta; Hymenoptera; Encyrtidae
Product: SUN domain-containing protein 1-like
Cellular component (GO): meiotic nuclear membrane microtubule tethering complex; nuclear envelope
Molecular function (GO): protein-membrane adaptor activity
Source: RefSeq, a predicted model, not a curated record